AUGGAUGCCGAUUUUAAGGCUCAAUUAGAUCAAGAACGAACUAAAGUUGAAGAUGCAUUUGAUUUUCUUGGUUGUAAAGUUGGCCGAGGUACUUAUGGACAUGUUUAUAAAGCAAAGAAAAAAGAUGGAAGUGACACACGAGAUUAUGCACUGAAACAAAUCGAAGGUGCUGGUUUAUCAACAAGUGCUUGUCGAGAAAUUUCCUUAUUACGUGAAUUAAAACAUAUUAACGUUAUUAUAUUACAACGUGUAUUUCUUUCACAUGCUGAUCGUCGUGUUUAUCUUUUAUUUGAUUUUGCUGAACAUGAUCUAUGGCAUAUUAUUAAGUUUCAUCGUUCAGCUAAACAGAAUAAAAAAACUGUUGCAUGUGCACGUGGAAUGGUAAAAUCAUUACUUUAUCAAAUCCUUGCUGGAAUACAUUAUCUACAUUCUAAUUGGAUUUUACAUCGAGAUCUUAAACCAGCAAAUAUUUUAGUUAUGGGAGAUGGAGUUGAACGUGGUCGAGUCAAAAUUGCUGAUAUGGGUUUUGCUCGUUUAUUUAAUUCACCACUUAAACCAAUGGCUGAUCUCGAUCCCGUAGUUGUUACAUUUUGGUAUCGUGCACCAGAAUUAUUACUAGGUGCUCGACAUUAUACAAAAGCAAUUGAUAUUUGGGCAAUAGGAUGUAUUUUUGCUGAAUUAUUAACAUAUGAACCAAUAUUUCAUUGUAAACAAGAAGAUAUAAAAACAAGUACACCUUAUCAUCAUGAUCAACUUGAUCGAAUUUUUUCCGUCAUGAGUUUUCCAGCAGAUAAAGAAUGGGAAGACAUGAAAAGAAUGCCAGAAUAUAUACGUUUAUCAAAAGAAUUUAAAAAGAGCAAUUAUGCUAAUUGUAGUUUAAGUAAAUAUAUGGAAAAACAUAAUAUUCGAUCGGAUAGUCGAGCUUUUCAAUUACUUACACGUUUACUUACUGUUGAUCCAACUAAACGAUUAUCUGCCUUAGAUGCAAUGAAUGAUUUAUAUUUUAAAGAAGAUCCUCGACCUACUGACGAUGUAUUCGAGUCUGUUCCAAUACCUUAUCCAAAACGUGAAUUUAUUACUGAUGAUGAUAAUUCUGAUGCUGCCGCUGGUGCACAUGUAUCAAAAACUGAGCCAGCAGUUGUUGUUAAAACCGAAGCUUCAUCGGUUCUUCUAACUCAACAACAACAACCAUCUCAUGUAACACAUAGUCAGCAACAACCGAAUGUGCAUAUUAAACAACAACCCCAACAACAUAAUAAUAUGGUGCAGCAAACACAUGCUCAACAAAUUAAGUUAAUGCAACAACAUUCAUCGGGACAACCACCGGAAAAAAAAUUACGUUUAUCUGGAAAUUAUAACGCUGGUGAUCCGCCAAAUUAUGAGUAUCAAAGAAAUCCAAAUCAACAACAGCAGCAACAACAACAACAACAACUUUAUUCACGUUUUUAG
Messenger RNA from Rotaria sp. Silwood2, 1449 nucleotides. The record is from the annotation of a GenBank genome assembly. Lineage: Eukaryota; Metazoa; Rotifera; Eurotatoria; Philodinida; Philodinidae.